AUGAGCAGUUUUUUCUACUACAUCCUACCGGCACUGGGAGGAUACACGCUCACCUCGAUGUACCUGCUGAAGAACCCCCACAUUCUCCACAGGAAGAAACGCACAGCUUUCUUUGCGAGACACAUCUCACACAGAGGAGGAUGUGGAGAGAGAUUAGAAAGCACUAUGGAGGCGUUCACAAAUGCGGUGGAGGAGGGCACAGACAUGCUGGAGAUGGACUGUUUCAUGACACGUGACGGGCAUGUGGUAGUGUCACAUGAUAAGAAUCUGUUGAGGCUGACUGGCCACGACGUCCCCAUCUCCUCACUCAAUUUUCAGGAUUUGCCUUUGUAUAAGAAAAGACUGCCAGUGUUAUUUUAUACAGGUCAUUACAGCAGUGGUACAGACAGGAAGUUCACUUUGCUGGAGGACGUGUUCAGGAAGUUCCCCAGGGUUGCUGCUACCAUUGAGAUCAAAGAGAACAACAGUCAGCUGAUACACAAGGUGUCUGAUCUGACUAAACGCUACAACAGGGAGGACAUCACCGUCUGGGCCUCUGAGAGCUCCAGCAUCAUGAACGAAUGCCGCAAAACGAACAGCUCCAUGCCGCAUGGUUUCAGUCUAAACCGAGGCGUGCUGCUUCUACUGCUCUUCUACAGUGGCCUGCUACCCUUUGUGCCACUUAAAGAAGAUUUAUUGCAGUUCUACCUGAUGAGCAUCUUCAACAGGACAUACAUUGCUGAGAGACGAAUCUUGAGGAACAGACUCUUCAUCUAUUUGGUAGAAAAAUUAACUAUGAGGAAGAGUCUCUUUAAGCACCUAGCAGACCGUGGAAUUCAGGUGCAUUUGUUUGUGUGCAACAGAGACGAAGACAUAAAGGAAGCACUUGACCUCGGGGCCACAGGGGUGAUGACUGACUACCCAAUUCUUCUUUCAGAUUAUUUUCGCAGAAACAGAAAUCAGGAGUAA
Scomber japonicus (chub mackerel) is the source of this 948-nucleotide messenger RNA. It is a transcript of the gene gdpd3a, whose product is annotated as glycerophosphodiester phosphodiesterase domain containing 3a. Gene Ontology annotation, molecular function: phosphoric diester hydrolase activity; phosphatidylcholine lysophospholipase A1 activity. Lineage: Eukaryota; Metazoa; Chordata; Actinopteri; Scombriformes; Scombridae. The record is from RefSeq and is a predicted model, not a curated record. Gene Ontology annotation, cellular component: endoplasmic reticulum membrane. The coding region runs from base 1 to 948 and encodes 315 amino acids. The transcript is spliced from 10 exons. Gene Ontology annotation, biological process: glycerophospholipid catabolic process.